Symbiodinium sp. CCMP2456 is the source of this 1461-nucleotide messenger RNA. Lineage: Eukaryota; Dinophyceae; Suessiales; Symbiodiniaceae. The record is from the annotation of a GenBank genome assembly.
AUGGCGAGCCUGUGCAGCUUCAUGCGGCUCUCUGGUCUCUGCGCCUUCCUGGGCUUUCUUGGCCUCGUGGAAGCUUCUACCCCAGAGGCCUCAGAGUGUGAGAGCCCUCGUGCCGUGGAGCUGCUGCAGCUGGACUCGGCUCUGCAGUUCCGAGGGCAAACGGAGCUAUCGGCUGUGAACUCUGCUCAGAACUCGACCUCAACCGCCUCGAGCUCGUACUGGUACCCGGUGCGCGGGGUGGACGCGGGGAGGUCGGGCUACUGCCCAGGCGCCGUGGGGCCUUUUCCACUCCCGGCUCCUGCCUGGUCCUUGGAGGUUCCAGGCCUGAACUUCCAUCAGACGCCGGUGAUCGACGACGUCUUGAACAUCUACACCACCAGUGACAACGGGACGAUCCUCUCCUUCUCGAAGGACGGCCAGAAGCGCUGGGAAUUCCAGCCGAAGAGCAUCCGCUGCCAGAACCCUUCGCUGUUUGAUGGCAAGCUCUACACUGCUUGUGCUAACGGUCAAGUCGUGGCCCUGAGGAUGGACACGGGGGAGGAGGUGUGGUCGCGUCCGGUGUUCGACGGCUUGCCUACGGACGCCUACACCGUCAGUGCGACAGAGGACUUCCUGGUGAUCCCCAUGGCGGAUACCGGACUCGACUUUGGCGGAGCCUGGGGCGUGGCACUACUGGAUCGUGCAGACGGGCGCCUCCGGUGGAGCUACAACGUUUCGACGAUUGCGCCGAAGUCCUACGUCAUCAAUCUGGAUCCAUGCAUCCUCAACGAAUCCAUCAUCCUCAGUGACACAUCUGGGGGUGUCUAUCGGCUGAGCGUCGAGGACGGCUCUGAGAUUUGGCGCGUCCCGGGUCUCGACGAGGGGACCUUCACACUUGGUGGCGUGGCUUGCGCGGGAGACAUGGUCUUCAACGGCUAUUCCAGGGCCGAUGGAUCCGGAGGGCUCCGGGCACUGAGGAUGGAAAGCGGGAGCCUGGCCUGGAACCGGGCAUUUCCGAAGGUCGUCCACAACGCACCGGCCAUAGGAAGGAUCUACAAUCACGGUGAGUCACCAGCAGUCAUUGUGGGGAUGGGGGAGCCGCCUGGUCGCCCCUGGCCAUUGCCUGCCAACAUCACUGGCAAGGUCGUGGCCGUGGAUGCAGUCAGCAAUCAAGUCAUCUGGACCUUCGAACCUCCGCCCUGGCACCACUGGGGCGCUGCUGGGUCCACCUUCGAACAGUUGUGCUUCCCGGACCUUUUCUCCGCGGCAACCAUUGAUGCUGAUGGUACGGUCUACAUCAACUGGUCCGCUGCGGGCAUCACCUAUGCUUUGCGAGACGCAAAUGCAGAUGGCAUCAUCUCCUUGCAAGAUCCGAGAGAAGUCUCAGCCGCGGAUCUGGGCUCAGCAGCUACGGGGCCACCUGCCCUGGCGCCUGGCAUGAUCUUCGUGAACACUUGCCGCCGGCCCAGUGCUUUCUUCUAG